UCCUCUUUCAUUUACUUCACAAGCUUAUAAUAUUGAUUUUGAAGACCAAAUGAAGCCUUCUUUCAUGCUCAUUCUCUUACUUCUCUCCAUUUUUGUUUAUCAACCUCAAGGUAUAAGGCUGGAAAAAUGGAGUCCAUCAGCUAGCAACCAUCAAGAAUUCAUCACCAAGAGUUCAUCAAGCAUCAAUGGAGAAAAAGGGUUAACCAUGGCUACUGAUCAGGUUUCACCUGCAGGAAUAAAUAGAAAACUUAUGACAAAAACUAUAGCUUCAAGUUCUACCACCACCAAUUAUAACAAGACUUACAAGAUUCAUGACCCGAAAUCCGACGUAAAGUUUACUCAUGGGCAAGUAGAAAAUGAAGAGGUUUUCUCGACAACGUCUACACCUGAAAAUUCAAAACACAGGAACACACAGAUUGUCUCGGAACAGUAUUUGGAUGUUAUAGACAUAACGGGAAUGGAUUAUUCUCCGGCCAAGAGAAAACCACCGAUACACAAUUGAAGAUCCAAAAUUGCAAUUUAACAUCAAUAAAAACAUAUAUAUAGUGAUUGAAUCAUGCAUGUAGGUGAUCAUAAACAAGUUUAACCACUUAAAACUAUUCCAUAAAUGUUUUAGGUUUGUUGUAGUUGAAAUAUUUGUAGAUGGUAGUAUGUUUUAAGGGAACUUUUAUUAAUAUUUUGAUGAUAUUGUAAUAUGAAUCAAUAUAUACAACAUAUAGUGA
Molecule: messenger RNA, 722 nt
Organism: Cynara cardunculus var. scolymus (artichoke)
Lineage: Eukaryota; Viridiplantae; Streptophyta; Magnoliopsida; Asterales; Asteraceae
Exons: 5
Coding region: 50-502 (150 amino acids)
Source: RefSeq, a predicted model, not a curated record